Messenger RNA from Lontra canadensis (Northern American river otter), 2985 nucleotides. It is a transcript of the gene TXLNA, whose product is annotated as taxilin alpha. The transcript has 11 exons. The record is from RefSeq and is a predicted model, not a curated record. Bases 143 to 1828 code for a protein of 561 amino acids. Lineage: Eukaryota; Metazoa; Chordata; Mammalia; Carnivora; Mustelidae. Gene Ontology annotation, molecular function: syntaxin binding.
CCGGCUAUUGAUUGGCUGCAGCAGGAGCAGGCGGCUCGGCAGGCAGCGGUUACCCAGGGUUUCCGGUGCGAGGCCAGAGCGGGCGAAGCUGUAGGGAGGUCGGCGGUGAGGACCUGCUCCCAGCCUAGCGUUGCGGACCACAAUGAAGAACCAAGACAAAAAGAAUGGGACUGCCAAGCAGUCGGGCAACUCUUCCAACCCAAAAAGCAACCCGGGGCAAGCGGAAGCAGGACCAGAGGGAACCCAGGGGCGGCCCAGCCAGCCGGCUCCUGCCACAGAAGCCGAAGGUUCCUCCAGCCAGGCUCCCGGGAAGACUGAGGGAGCACAGGCCAAAACUGCUCAGUCUGGGGCUCUCCGUGAUGUCUCUGAGGAGCUGAGCCGCCAGUUGGAAGACAUUCUGAGUACAUACUGUGUGGACAACAAUCAGGGGGGCCCAGGUGAGGAUGGGGCACAGGGUGAGCCUGCUGAGCCCGAAGAUGCAGACAAGUCCCGGACCUAUGCUUCGCGAAAUGGGGAGCCUGAGCCAGAGACUCCGGUAGUCAAUGGUGAGAAGGAGACCUCCAAGGGGGAGCCAGGCACAGAUGAGAUCCGGGCAAGUGAGGAGGUUGGAGACCGAGAUCACCGAAGGCCGCAGGAGAAGAAGAAAGCCAAGGGUCUGGGGAAGGAGAUCACCUUGCUGAUGCAGACAUUGAACACGCUGAGCACUCCAGAGGAGAAGCUGGCAGCUCUGUGCAAGAAGUAUGCUGAACUGCUGGAGGAGCAUCGGAACUCGCAGAAGCAGAUGAAGCUGCUGCAGAAGAAGCAGAGCCAGCUGGUGCAGGAGAAGGACCACCUGCGCGGGGAGCACAGCAAGGCCGUGCUGGCCCGCAGCAAGUUGGAGAGCCUGUGUCGUGAGCUGCAGCGCCACAACCGCUCCCUCAAGGAAGAAGGCGUGCAGCGGGCCCGGGAGGAAGAGGAGAAGCGCAAGGAGGUGACCUCACACUUCCAGGUGACGCUGAAUGACAUUCAGCUGCAGAUGGAACAGCACAACGAACGCAACUCCAAGCUGCGCCAGGAGAACAUGGAGCUGGCGGAGAGGCUCAAGAAGCUGAUCGAGCAGUACGAGCUGCGGGAGGAGCAUAUCGACAAAGUCUUCAAACACAAGGACCUGCAGCAGCAGCUGGUGGACGCCAAGCUCCAGCAGGCCCAGGAGAUGCUGAAGGAGGCAGAGGAGAGGCACCAGCGGGAGAAGGAUUUUCUCCUCAAAGAGGCAGUGGAGUCCCAGAGGAUGUGCGAGCUGAUGAAGCAGCAGGAGACCCACCUGAAGCAGCAGCUGGCCCUGUACACAGAGAAGUUUGAGGAAUUCCAGAACACUCUUUCCAAAAGCAGUGAGGUGUUCACCACAUUCAAACAGGAGAUGGAGAAGAUGACUAAGAAGAUCAAGAAGCUGGAGAAAGAAACUACCAUGUACCGGUCUCGAUGGGAGAGCAGCAACAAGGCCCUGCUUGAGAUGGCUGAGGAGAAAACACUCCGGGACAAAGAGCUGGAGGGCCUACAGGUGAAAAUCCAGCGGCUGGAGAAAUUGUGCCGGGCACUGCAGACAGAGCGCAACGACCUGAACAAAAGGGUACAGGACCUGAGUGCUGGUGGCCAGGGCUCCCUCCCUGACAGCGGCCCUGAGCGAAGACCAGAAGCCACAACUGCCUCCAGGGAGCAGGGUUGUGAGGGUCCUGGGGCCCAGUCACCGAGCUCCCCAAGGGUCUCAGAAGCUCCUUGCUGCCCAGGAGCAGCGAGCACAGAAACACCUGGCCAAGUGGGGCCCCAGGAGCCCACCUCCCCCACCGCCUAGGAAACCUGGCACGGGGGGCGUGCUGGGAGGGGAGCGAACGGCCCAGCCAGGCCUAGCCCAGGCAGGGCUCCCAUCGCUCAGCAGUCCGGUGCUGAGGCCCAGGGUGCUCCGACCUGGCUGACAUCUGACACUCUGCAGUUUUGGAUUCUGUGGGUCAGUUUUACAUACAUUUGGCAUAUGUGCAAGGCCUCCUACAUUCCUCUCUCUCUGCGGAACAUGGGCUUCCACUGGAGGUGGGGGUGUGUACGGGUCAAGUCACUGGCUCUUCUCUGAGCUGAAGAGUCUCAAAGAGGAGCUGCCAUUUGUAGCUGCUGUCCCAGUGAGCUGGCAGGACAAGUGACUUGAGCCUUCCCCUGCCUGAUUGAGGCUCAGACACUACCCCCCCGCUUCUGCCCUUCAGGGCUUGUGACAAGUGACACACUUGGGCCUUGACUGCGUUUCCCCCAUUAGCAGGGCUUGGGCAACUCUGGCUCUCCUAGAGCCUCUGCCCUGGAGGCUCCUUUACUUCUCUCAACCUGGAGAAGGGGGUCCCUGGGCAGGGCCCGCAGAGCUGGGGAUCCAACUGCUGUCCUGCUCUGGAUGGGGGACCUGGAGAAAGUGGCUGUGGGCUGGUACACGGUUAGGGAGCCCUCAGGUGGUGCCAGGACCAGGCCGGCAAUGCUUCUCAGUAGCCUUAUCAUUCACAGGUGCCUCUCUAGCCUGCACAAAUGACGAGACCACCCAAAGGAUGCUUUCUGAAGGUUUCUGUUUUUUUGUGUUUUUUGUUUGUUUUGCACAUGACAGUGUGUGUAUUUAUCUGAGGAAGGAGGAGGGUUGCUGGCACAGUUGGCUUCCAGUGCACCCUAGCCUCACCGCCCCACCUGGUCUUUGCCACGUUGGUGCUGAGCUUUCCUGUCUGGUGAAAUCGGAUUGCGGUUAGGAGGAAGGGAAGGGCCUCUGGUGGUUUUACCACAAGCUUGCCUGUGUGUUUCAGUCCUGGGAGGCCAUUGCUGAUGCCCAUCACCGCUGUCUCCAUGCAGCAGUUGCUGGGCCCUGUGCCCAACUGUCCCUUUGGCUUUUAGGACUCUGUUUCCGCUUCUGACCCCACCUUUAAUGUGCAAUCCUUGAGAUUUGCCCUGGUUCCAUUGCCUAAGGAAUAAGCUGAAGUAUGGCCUUGA